CAUGCAUCGAGCGCGGGGUGGCCGGACGCGAAGUUGCUAGGCAGCGCUGGCUGCGCGUCCAGCAGGUGCGGCUUGAAAACCCCGCUACGUCCAAACACUGUGCGAUUUCCUGUGAAGCUGAGCGUACGCAAGCCGACCAAUCCACCAUGUCUGGCUACGAAGUCGAACACAACAUCCCCACCAAGGAAGACAAGCCCGAGCAGCCUGCGCGCAGACCCGAUCUCAGCACCUUCUUCUCCACGCUGGAAUUGGUCGACACGUCCGAUCCGCAAGCACACCACAAUGUCCACGCGUUACCCCAGCCCGAGAACGUGGCGGCGGCGUUUAGGUUGCUAGCCAACGCUUUCGAUAUGAUGCGCGGACGACCAGCGGACGAGCGAGGCGACAGCACCACUGGCGGUGACGAUCUUCUCGCCAGCAUGAUUGAGCAGCUGCGGCAGCACGCGGAUGACCCUCCAUCCGAGUUGAAGGGCGUCCCAGAUAGCUUCUUGGAUGAGCUGGAGCGUGUGCCGAACAAGUCGCUGAAGCCGAGUGAUACCUGUCCGAUAUGUGUAAAUCCAUUUCUUGAGGAUCAGUAUCCGUUGGUGGUAGAGCUUCCCUGCCACCCAGAUCAUCGCUUCGAUCUUGAUUGCAUUAAGCCCUGGCUCAAGCUAAACUCAACAUGUCCACUUGAUCGUAAGGAGCUUCUGAAGAAAAAAAAGCCAUCCCCGCCUCCAGCGGACGACGAGGAGGAAGAUUACGAUGAUAUGUAUGCCUGAAGAGCUAGGCCAAAUAAGAUCGAAUAU
Paraphaeosphaeria sporulosa is the source of this 785-nucleotide messenger RNA. RefSeq lists its product as uncharacterized. Gene Ontology annotation, cellular component: cytoplasm. The transcript is spliced from 3 exons. Bases 147 to 758 code for a protein of 203 amino acids. Gene Ontology annotation, molecular function: ubiquitin protein ligase activity. Lineage: Eukaryota; Fungi; Ascomycota; Dothideomycetes; Pleosporales; Didymosphaeriaceae. The record is from RefSeq and is a predicted model, not a curated record. Gene Ontology annotation, biological process: protein ubiquitination.